This is a messenger RNA of Spodoptera frugiperda (fall armyworm), 759 nucleotides long. RefSeq names its product histidine-rich glycoprotein. The coding region runs from base 151 to 423 and encodes 90 amino acids. The transcript is spliced from 3 exons. The record is from RefSeq and is a predicted model, not a curated record. NCBI's taxonomy places the organism in Eukaryota, Metazoa, Arthropoda, Insecta, Lepidoptera, Noctuidae.
AGAAGUACUUAGGUACAACAAGCGUACCUAAGAGUACGGAAACAAUAAUUAAUCAGUAUUUCAACGCAAAACCUGUUACAGAACGGUCAACUUACCGCUGAAAUAUUAAUUUAGACAAAAAUAACGUACUUGGCCAGAUUUCUUGUGCAAAUGGGCAACUCAUGCGACAUGCCGCCCCCACCUCCACCACAUGGACCCCAUCACUGGCCGCCGCACCACGGGCCGCCCCAUCAUGGGCCACCCCAUGCAGGACCAUACGGGCCACCCCAUCACGGUCCACCCCAUCACCACGGACCUCACCACCAUUGCCCACCGCAUCACGCACCGCCCCAUCACGGACCUCCCCAUCACCACGGACCACCCCAUCACCAUGGACCACACCACCAUGGACCACACCAUCAUGGACCACAUUGGGCCCGAUAGGUCCUUAUGGAUCCCACCUAUUCUUUUAAGGAAAUUUUAAUCUUAAAUACAUAUAAAUGAAAGUGAUAUUCCAAUAAAGUCGUAUCCUAGCUACGUAUUGUGAAAGUUUUCUUUUUAAUUACGUAAGUUAAUCGCUGACUUCACGGUGAAUUAAGAUCCAAGGAAUAUAGAUAAAAAUGUUAAUGUUGUUUUAAAUUAAACUCGGAACAGUUGCUGUAGGUAAUUUAAUUAAAGGCCAGUUAGGAUUCGCAACUAUUAAUUUAUUCCAAGCAACUCAGAUGAUCUGUUGAAGUAUUUUAUAUUUGAUUUUAAUAAAAUUUGACUAUGUCUACAGAA